Molecule: messenger RNA, 6379 nt
Organism: Entelurus aequoreus (snake pipefish)
Lineage: Eukaryota; Metazoa; Chordata; Actinopteri; Syngnathiformes; Syngnathidae
Gene: acanb
Product: aggrecan b
Exons: 20
Coding region: 124-4176 (1350 amino acids)
Biological process (GO): cell adhesion
Molecular function (GO): hyaluronic acid binding
Source: RefSeq, a predicted model, not a curated record
CCCGGGAGAUUUUCGGGAGAGGCACUGAAAUUCGGGAGUCUCCCGGAAAAUUCGGGAGGGUUGGCAGCCCUCUCGCUCAACACUCCUGAGGAAACAACUUGCUGGUGUUUGAGACACAACAAAAUGGCAGCAGCCAGAGGCCCCCACAGUCGCUGGCACCGGAACUUCCAGAGCAUCAUAACGGUGAAGAUGACCUCCCUACUUCUGCUGUGUACGUCUUUGCCCUUCAUCUUGGCAACAACUACAUUCCAACACCAGGAUGACACGGAUGGAACAUUACGUGUCAGUAUCCCACUGGAGAUGCAGCUGCGCCCCCUGCUGGGUGGCAAGGUAGUGGUGCCUUGCUACUUCCAGGACAACACCGUCAGCGACCCCGGCGCCCCGACGAUUGCUCCGCUCUCCCACCGCAUCAAAUGGACUUUUGUCACCAAGGAGAAAGUCAGCACCAUCUUGGUAGCAUCGGAGGGCAAAGUUCAGGUGGACAUUGAGUAUCUGGACAGAGUCACGAUGGUCAAUUACCCGCUAGUGCCCACCGACGCCAGCCUGGAGGUAACAGAGCUGAGGUCUAAAGACUCAGGCACCUACCGCUGCGAGGUGAUGCACGGGAUCGAGGACAACUACGACACAGUGGACAUCCUGGUUCAGGGUAUUGUGUUCCACUACCGUGCUAUAACCACCCGGUACACUCUCAGCUUUGAGAAGGCCAAGGCUGCUUGCAUCCAAAACAGCGCCACCAUCGCCACCCCAGCCCAACUGCAGGCGGCUUAUGAUGAUGGAUACCACCAAUGUGAUGCUGGAUGGCUUUCUGAUCAGACUGUCAGGUACCCAAUCCAUGAGCCCCGGGAGGAAUGCUACGGAGACAAGGAAAACUUCCCUGGUGUGAGAACCUAUGGAGUAAGAGACGUCAAUGAGACUUACGAUGUCUACUGUUUUGCAGAAAAGAUGUCAGGCAGAGUCUUUUACUCCAUGUCGGUAGAAAAGUUCACCUUUUACGAAGCCGGCGACCAGUGCACCAAACUGGGUGCCAGGCUUGCCAACACUGGAGAGCUUUACCUGGCCUGGAAAUCCGGCAUGGACGUGUGCAACGCAGGAUGGUUGGGAGACAGGAGUGUACGUUAUCCCAUCAACAUUGCAAGGCCUCAGUGUGGAGGAGGGCUUCUGGGAGUCAGAACCGUAUACCUCUUCCCAAACCAGACAGGAUACCCCUUUGCGGAUUCUCGUUAUGAUGCUAUCUGCUUUCAAGGUAGUGACGAAGAGACUGCAGUUCCUGGAAGAACCACACCUUUCCCGGACAUCAUAAGCAUAACUCCAGCCCCUGGACUUUAUCCAGGCCUCACUACUGUGCCUGGGGGUCAGGAGAUCAAGCAUGGAGGUGUGGACAUUCUCAUCUCACAGCCCGUCGCCCCUCCAUUCACUGACUCCGCCAUGGCUCCCACUGGUGUCGUGUUCCACUACCGACCAAUUACUGGCCGGUACACGCUGACUUUUCUGGAGGCCCAACAGGCCUGCAAGAGCAUUGGAGCGGUCAUUGCUAGCCCGCAGCAGCUGCAAGCUGCCUUUGAGAAAGGCCUGCACCAAUGUGAUGCUGGUUGGCUUGGUGACCACACUGUAAGGUAUCCCAUCGUAUCACCCCGAGAUAACUGUGCUGGAAACCUGCUGCACCAUCCAGGAGUCAGAUCAUACGGCCUGAGGCCAGACUCCGAGCGCUACGACGUAUUUUGUUAUGUGGAACGUCUCCAAGGUGAGGUCUUCUUUACCAGCGACUAUGACAGCUUUUCCUACGAGGAGGCAGUGCAGCACUGUGAAAACCUCAACACCACGCUGGCCACGACUGGACAGCUGUUUGCCGCUUGGAACCAAGGCCUGGAUAAGUGUCGCCCAGGCUGGUUGAUGGAUCGCAGUGUCCGCUAUCCCAUAACAAUCCCCAGAUCUCACUGUGGGGGUGGCCAGGUGGGCGUGCACAUCAUUUACGCCUUCCCCAACCAGACAGGCUUUCCUGAUGAGCAUUCGCGUUAUGACGCCUACUGUUUCAAAGCUGAAAGAAUCAUAGUUGACACUGACAAUGACACCAUUUAUGACCUGUUACUGACGACAGAUGUUAUCAACAAGACAACAGUUGCAGUUGAUCACUCCAUUCCUACUAUUGAAUCUACUGUGGGCUACAAUGACACUGAAACCAGUCUAAACAUCACAGACAUAGAAGAGAUUAUCCAGAAGACAAACACCUCAACACAACUAUCAGUUCCUAUCGUCCCUGUUGAUGGUUCUGGUUCUGGAUCAGGUGAUCACUCAGCCAGUGGCGAUAUCUCAGGGGCGUCCAGCACCACCAGCGGGAGCGGAGGUUCUGGUUCAGGAGUAGAUGUAACCUUUAGUGGACACACAGACAUUUUAUCAGGAGAUAAUUCUGCCUCUGGUGAGCCACAUGAAGCAGAAGGGGGAAGUGCAGUCAUCUUCACCUCAGGAGAGCCUUCCAGUGCAUCUGGGUCUGGAUCUGGAUUUGUUGCAUCGGGAUUGGGAUCUGGUUUUGUUGCAUCAGGAUCUGGAUCUGGUUUCGUUUCAUCAGGAUUUGGAUCUGGCCUUGUUGCAUCAGGAUCCGGAUCUGGCUUUGUUGAAUUCGGAUCUGGAUCUGGCUCUGUUGCUUCAGGAGCUGGAUCUGGCUUCGUCGCAUCUGGAUCAGGUUCUGCCAGUGGCAGUGGAGACAUGAGCGGCAGCGGUGGUGAAAUACUGAUCAACAUACUGGAUGGAAAAGAGGAAGAGCUGUUGAACCCAACCCUCACUGAGCAAGAGUUGGGAAGCGGUAUGUUGUGGACUUCAGGAAUGUCAGGAUCAGGAAGUAUGUCCGGAUCUGGAAGUCUGUCUGGAUCAGGUGACAUUUAUGGAUCUGCUGAUAUGUUUGGAUCAGGAGGUAUGUCUGGAUCAAGAAGUAUGUCAGGAUCAGGAGGCAUGUCUGGGUCAGACAUCAGUGGAUUCUCUGGCAUCACCUUUACAGACACCCGUGCCAUUGACCUAACAGCACAACCAUCAGGAGAGCAGGAGUUGUCUGGAUAUCAUCCCUUUGCAUCAGGCUUCCCCAGUGGCUUUCCAAGUGGUUUUUCAUCUAGUGCUUCCAGCAGCGGUUCUGCCUCUGGCCAACCUUUCCAGACGGAUGGUGACAUCAUCUUUCUAACAGACGAUAGGAUAAAGGAAGUUACUAUUACUCCACUGGAAAAACACCAUCCUGAAGAGGGGCGAGGCGUAGUAGAAAUAAGUGGCCAGGGAAGCGGAUCUGGAAUCCACAUUCAUAGCUCAGGCAGUGACACUUCGUCAACUUCUGGGCUUUCUAUAGCCCUACCCCCUGGAUCUACCACGACCUACCCAGACUACACUGUUCAAUCAGGACAUGACCCAGAGGUGGAAGAGUCAAAAAUCAUUAUUUUAACUCCAGACCCUGUCUACAUCAGUCCGACAACAGCACCCACAGCUUCACUGGAAACCCCUGCUGUGGUGGAGCAACCAGAAGUAGAAGAGGCUGUGCAAGGUUGUCCAGAGGGCUGGUUGGGGUUCAUGGGAAGCUGUUACCUCCACUUUGCGGACAGACACACCUGGUCAGAAGCUGAGCAGCGUUGCCAGGAGCUCAACGCCCACUUAGUCAGCGUCACAUCUGAGGAGGAGCAGCAGUUUCUCAACUCUAAAGGUCAGGACUACGAGUGGAUCGGUCUCAAUGACAAAGACGUUCAGAAUGAAUUCCACUGGACAGACGGCAGUCCUCUGGCAUACGAGAACUGGAGGCCCAACCAACCUGAUAACUACUUCAACUCCGGCGAGGACUGCGUGGUAAUGAUCGGACAUGAGGGAGGCCAGUGGAAUGACGUUCCAUGCAACUACUAUCUUCCCUUCUCCUGCAAGAGUCAGCCCGUGGGCUGCGGCGCACCCCCUGAGGUGGAACACGGGGCACCGAUGGGCGUCACUCGAGCGCGCUACCUGGUCAACACCAAAGUGCGAUACCAGUGUCAAGCGGGCUACACGCAGCGCCACCUUCCUGUCAUACGUUGCAUGGAGAACGGGGAGUGGGAGAAGCCGCAAGUGGAAUGUACAGAAACAGGUGACGCCAACAGCAACAGGCUACACAAAAGGUCAGCGAGGAGCAGCAGAAGUAAAGCAGUCAUCAGACCACAGCAGCACACGAAGACGCCCUGAGCGGGACUGAAAAGCACAAGGGAGAUUCACAUAAAGGACCCCUCAAUGGACAUCAAUGCUAAUGCCCGACCAAAACUGAUAGCAUAUCCCCCCGUCGCGCCUCCUCCUCCAGUGUAAAUACAAACAGGAAAGCACAUUUAGAAGAUGUUAUUUAUAGAGUCUAAUUUAGAGCAGUGCUCCAUGCACAGGUACUACAGGAGAAAUAGGAUUUAUUUAAUAAACAAAAAGUCAAUAUGAGUGGUAUUGAAGGCUCAGAGUGUUAGCAUAACCUUUAUUUCUAGAUCUGUGUUUGUGCUUGUUCUCCAGUGACGACGACUGUGACUCGCUAUCCAAAUCUACGAUCCCACUCAUCUAAUACAGGUUUUGAUUCAAUUGUAAUAAUAUUAAGAUGCAGCUUUUUUCAUUCCAUCCCCUUGGUGAGAACAAAUUAGAAUCGAUUAUGAACAAACAACUCUAAAGUGGACACUGAAGACUCAGAAAUGUCUUCGACGAUUGCAAAAACGUAGGUUUCAAAAUUAAUUUUGUUGAACGCUUUAAAAAUUACUUGAUUAUGAAAACCUGUACGACAAGUUUGAUUGAAGACUCUAAAAAGACAUAAGAUAGGUUGAUUAAAAAUGCUAAAUUGUCUUAAAACUUUACCAAAAGAUGUAUCUUUAACACUGCAUUUUCUUUGAUGUUUACGAAAACAAUACAUUUAUUAAUGACUGUAUUCCAAAACUCUUUGUUUCGGGAAUAAACGUACGUUACUUGAAAUUGUCUUCAGGAUGUACAAAAACGUAAACAGUUAUGACUCUUGAAGUGUUUUCAACGUUAAGUUUGCUGAUUGCAAAAAAAAUAUUUGUUUACACAAACCUAUAUGUCAAGUUUGAAGACCCUCAAAAAAAUGUACAAUCGGUUGAUUAAAAACGCUAACUUGCCGUAAAUUUUGACCAAAAGAUGUACCAUUCUUUAACACUAAAUUUUCUUUGAGGUUUAGGAAAACACUUAUGUUAAAAUAAUCAAAGACUCCUAAAUUGACUUCAAACUUUAUAUAUGUUAAUUGAAUCCAAAACCUCGAAAUGAUCUUCGUUUCUGAAAAAACGUUCAUUACUCGAAAUUGUUUUCAGUGUUUACGUAUUUUUCAAUUUUCUUUGGUGUUCCCAAAAACUUACAUUAAGCUCAUCCAAUACUCAAAACUGUCUUCUAGGUUUACAAAUAAACGUACGUUAGAUUAACUGAAGACUAACUUGUCUUCAGUGAUUACGCAAGUUACAUCAAAAAGACAACAAAUUGCCUUUAAUGUUUCCAAAACCAUACUACAUUCAUUAGCUCUCAGACGCUAAAUUGUUUUCGCACACAAAUUGUGUGCAGAUUGGCAGGUUGUCUUGAAAGGUUACGAAAAGACACAAGUUCUUUGACGCAAUAUGUCCGCUUUGUUAGUUUCGUUGACGACUCCAAUGUUGACAUACGUACCCACAUUACCUGAUCGUAUUUUUGUUACAAACUCUGAAGCUGAAGCUGCGACAAUUAAUCUAUUUGUUUGCGGUAGUCUGUGAAUACAAAAAUGGAGAAAUAGUGACUGUUAGCUGAGACCCGUCGCUGGCUUAACGCACGGGACUCACUGUAAAUAUUGGACUCUAAAACUGUGUGAACAGCAGGAUCUGUCAGUAACUUACAGCAAGCUUACCGUUUAUUUAAUCUUUAAUCAACCUGUAGAGUUUAGUUGAACAAAGUAGAACAAAGAAUCGUGUUUUUAGUCGACAAAGCCAACCAGUUACAGGGAGUCCAUGCUAUCGGAUGACUCUGAGAGAGAAAACGAUGUCCAUCUUUGGUGUUUUAAAACAUGUUCCUGUUUGCACGAGAGUGCAAACUAUCAGAACCCACACAAGCACACAAACACAAAGAAAGCAAAAUAUUGUGAACGCAAACGGAUAACGUGAAUUUAUGCUUGGUUUAUGUUGUCACAAUGUAAAUUAGUAAAUUAAAAUGUAUUUAUAUCAAGCAAAACGUGUUUUUAUAAAAGAAAACAGAAUGUGAAGUUGUGUAAGACUUAAAAAACAGCAAAUAUGUCAAGUGAACUUACAAUGAAUUGUAUUAAAAAUAAAAACACAAGCCCAAUAAAAUACAGGUAAUAAAAACCUAAAUGUGAGGAGAAACUGUUGUUUCUGUUUCCAUGCAUGAACAAACAGUGUGCUGUACUGUGCUGCACCAAAUAAAACCUGGA